This is a messenger RNA of Halteromyces radiatus, 1041 nucleotides long. RefSeq lists its product as uncharacterized. The transcript has a single exon. The coding region runs from base 1 to 1041 and encodes 346 amino acids. Lineage: Eukaryota; Fungi; Mucoromycota; Mucoromycetes; Mucorales; Cunninghamellaceae. The record is from RefSeq and is a predicted model, not a curated record.
AUGUAUCCACUGGUAUUAAUUUUGGGUGCUCUUAUUUUCACUCAGUGCUCCGCACUAUCCAAUAAACCGUGCCCGCCUAAUAAAAAACUUAAUGUAUUUGCUCUCCUUGGUUCUACUACAGGUGGUGAGGUUUCUCCUAUUUGCGAUGGUAAUCAUGCAAUUACUUGCAAAAGCGAACCGAUUGAUAAAAUAUGUAAUGAUCACAUAAAGCAUUGCAAGAAUCCCAAUUAUGAUACCGCUUUUUGUAACUCUCAAUACUGUUAUUGUGCGGAUGCUACCGUUGCUGCUUUUGUCACUGGUCCCCCCCCUCCAAAAAAAUGUACCAAUGCAAGCGGAUGUCCUAAAUGUAGUGGUAAAGGUGUAGAAACGUGUGAAAAUAAGAAAUGUGGUUGUCGUUAUCCACCCGCAAAACCCCCAGCUCCCUCCUCAUGUGUGGAUUUUAGGCAGCCGUGUAAUGAUCAGAAAAGGUGUUGUCCUGGCUUAUAUUGCCAUAAACGAACAUUCACUGAUCAUCCCACCUGUGAGCACACUGCCUUUGGUGGAGACGAUUGUUCCAGCGGUAUUCCUUGCGAGGAUUGGGCGCAAUGCAUUGGCGGACGGUGCUCGCUCCAUGCAGGAGACGAUUGUGAUUUUGAUGGCGCCGUAUGCCCUUAUGGUUGGCAUUGUGGAUAUCAGCCAUAUUCUGUAGCAGCCACGCAUAAAGUGUGCCAGUGUGAUCUCGGUUUGGAUGACAACUGUAUUGACAAAAAACGAUGUGAUCUCGAUGUCUUUGGGGUGAAAGAGUUGUGUCAAUGCCAUCCGGGCAUUGAUGAUCAUUGUUAUGCUGCUUCAGCUACCGGUGAAAAAUGCAAAGAAGCAUGUUACGCACACAAUAAACCAGCGUGUAAAACGACUUUUGAGGUGAAUAAGGCGGGUUUGAAGGCAUGUCUAACUUUUGAAACCAACUCGUGUAAAAACUAUUAUAUGAAUUGGGCUAAUCAAACCAUUGAACUAACGGCUGCAAAGGCUAAAGAGUUGGCUAGUUGUGGUCACAAAAUAUAA